AUGAAUUAAUUACGCUUAUUGAUGUUUUUAAAAGUCGUCUCGGCAUAUAUAUACUACGACACAGGAUUAAUGACUGACUUCGAUUAUCAUGCUUAACCAAGUUUUAUUUGCAAAAAUGGCUACUCUAAUACAGCAACCACAACUUUCUCAUAGCAAUUUUAGAAUAUUCCUUAAGUAUUUUUUACUCAUGAAUACCUCGAUUAAGAUUUGGCUGAAUUGGGGUUUAAAUUAGCAAUAACAGCUAUAUCUUAAACACGUAUUUACUCAAUAAAUAUUUUAAUAGAGUUUACAACAGAAAUUAGUUGUAAUAAGCAAAGAGUAUAUGUAGUCAAAUUAAGAUGGUUUGCCAUAGAUGACUAGCGUAUUGAAGUUAUAAGUAACUUCAAUAUGGAAAAUCCAGAUGAUAAAACAUUUCCAAUUAAAAAUCCUAAUGCCUAAACUGGAUUUUUAGCUAUCACAAGUAUGCGCUAUACAGGACAGAUAGAUUUUCUAUUAUCGGUAAUAGUUAAAAAUCCUUACAUAGAUAAGCUAAAUAAAAGCUAAUUCAGUGACUGUGAGUAUAACGAAAGUUGCAGGAAAGUUUACAAAUCUGAAAUAGAUUGGAUAUUUUAUAGUUGUUGGAAUUGAAGAAGCAUUCAUAAAUUUAGGGUUAAAGACUGCUACUGGUGCAUUUAGCAGUGGAACUAUACCAAUUGAGUCUAAUAGAUGGUUUGCUAUAGUAUUAUAAGGUUUGAACUAUUCAAAUUCUAAAAAUCUUAGAAUAAAAGCUACAUAUAGCAACACAGCAACAACGAUUUCAUAUACUUGGGGCACCUGUAAUUAUUUAUAAUUAAUAUAAUAUAAAAGGGUAAGAAACAGAGACUCCUAAUAGUCAUUCUUAGAUUUGGAUAGCAUAUUAAUUUACUAAGAUAUUUUACCCUUUAGAAUGUUUUACUAUAAGAACCAGUAGAAAAGAAGUGAAGGAUUUAUCAAUACUUCCUACAUUCUAUUUAGAAUUUGUUUAAUCUAAUUAAAUUUACACUACUAAUGGAAUUUAUGUAUAUUAUAUUGAUAAAUCAAAUGUACCAUUUAAGAUGGGUAUCUAAAUUAAAUGUGAAAAUGGAAAGAAAAUCUAAGCCAAUUUUAAUAAAUGCAAUGCUUGUAGUACUAAAAAGACUCACUCUUUCUCCUAUAAUUGCUUUAAUUAAAUGAAUUAUGUUGGUUUUUUCCCUGUCUUUUAAUAAGCAUUUCCAUAAUAUCAUCAUUUAAAAAUAAAUAUGAAUCCAUCAUCACUAGAAAUCAUAAAUGUCGUUUACAAUUAAGCUCUUACGGAAUCCACAAUAGUGUAAAUUUAAAUAUUAAAUUAAUGAAUAGAUUUUACCAUUAUUAUCUAAGAAUAUUACUUAAUUUUUAAUUAAUUUUUAUGUUACUAUGUUCGAAUUUCAUAAUUUUUGCUUUAUUUUAUAAGCAUAUCCUAUUCAAUUUUAAAGAUANAUGGCUGAAUUGGGGUUUAAAUUAGCAAUAACAGCUAUAUCUUAAACACGUAUUUACUCAAUAAAUAUUUUAAUAGAGUUUACAACAGAAAUUAGUUGUAAUAAGCAAAGAGUAUAUGUAGUCAAAUUAAGAUGGUUUGCCAUAGAUGACUAGCGUAUUGAAGUUAUAAGUAACUUCAAUAUGGAAAAUCCAGAUGAUAAAACAUUUCCAAUUAAAAAUCCUAAUGCCUAAACUGGAUUUUUAGCUAUCACAAGUAUGCGCUAUACAGGACAGAUAGAUUUUCUAUUAUCGGUAAUAGUUAAAAAUCCUUACAUAGAUAAGCUAAAUAAAAGCUAAUUCAGUGACUGUGAGUAUAACGAAAGUUGCAGGAAAGUUUACAAAUCUGAAAUAGAUUGGAUAUUUUAUAGUUGUUGGAAUUGAAGAAGCAUUCAUAAAUUUAGGGUUAAAGACUGCUACUGGUGCAUUUAGCAGUGGAACUAUACCAAUUGAGUCUAAUAGAUGGUUUGCUAUAGUAUUAUAAGGUUUGAACUAUUCAAAUUCUAAAAAUCUUAGAAUAAAAGCUACAUAUAGCAACACAGCAACAACGAUUUCAUAUACUUGGGGCACCUGUAAUUAUUUAUAAUUAAUAUAAUAUAAAAGGGUAAGAAACAGAGACUCCUAAUAGUCAUUCUUAGAUUUGGAUAGCAUAUUAAUUUACUAAGAUAUUUUACCCUUUAGAAUGUUUUACUAUAAGAACCAGUAGAAAAGAAGUGAAGGAUUUAUCAAUACUUCCUACAUUCUAUUUAGAAUUUGUUUAAUCUAAUUAAAUUUACACUACUAAUGGAAUUUAUGUAUAUUAUAUUGAUAAAUCAAAUGUACCAUUUAAGAUGGGUAUCUAAAUUAAAUGUGAAAAUGGAAAGAAAAUCUAAGCCAAUUUUAAUAAAUGCAAUGCUUGUAGUACUAAAAAGACUCACUCUUUCUCCUAUAAUUGCUUUAAUUAAAUGAAUUAUGUUGGUUUUUUCCCUGUCUUUUAAUAAGCAUUUCCAUAAUAUCAUCAUUUAAAAAUAAAUAUGAAUCCAUCAUCACUAGAAAUCAUAAAUGUCGUUUACAAUUAAGCUCUUACGGAAUCCACAAUAGUGUAAAUUUAAAUAUUAAAUUAAUGA
Messenger RNA from Paramecium octaurelia, 2615 nucleotides. NCBI's taxonomy places the organism in Eukaryota, Ciliophora, Oligohymenophorea, Peniculida, Parameciidae. The record is from the annotation of a GenBank genome assembly.